Haliotis rufescens (red abalone) is the source of this 5122-nucleotide messenger RNA. RefSeq lists its product as uncharacterized. The record is from RefSeq and is a predicted model, not a curated record. The coding region runs from base 221 to 3604 and encodes 1127 amino acids. The transcript is spliced from 5 exons. Gene Ontology annotation, biological process: regulation of apoptotic process. NCBI's taxonomy places the organism in Eukaryota, Metazoa, Mollusca, Gastropoda, Lepetellida, Haliotidae.
ACCACCAUAUUUCAUAGAGUAUUUGCUUUGGACACAACGCGAGUCCGCUUUUCAUAUCAGGGAGGUUUUGUUGGGCGGUUAAAGCGAGACACAAUCACGUCAAUAAUACGGGCAGUUGAGGCCGCCCCCUCACAGCGUUCAGGUGUGCGGUCGAUUGGGGUAGAUUACCUAGUCUUGCGUUAACUCGUCACUGUGAAUUGUAUCACCGCUAUACAGAAUCAUGGCUACAGAGGCCAGUAUGGAUGCUUCCGCCAAGAGUGCCCACUAUCUGCUCACAGCCAAUGAGAGGGAAUACCUGGCCAAGCUGUGCUGGCUGCUACACGACGCUGGCACACAUGCAUUGCGUGUGACGUUCGACACCAUUCACCCACCGCUCGUCCUCAAGGAACAUCUUAGCCAAACCCAUGUCAAGACAAUGCUUACAAAACUGCACCAACAGAAGGCCCUGACCGACAAACACUGGAAGACACUGUAUCCCAUAAAGAAGAGAGGCGUUACCUCACAAAGAUAUGACAGUCGGCUUCUAGCCAUUCUUCUGCAGACAGUAUGUCAUCUUUGUCCCCCCUACCCCCAUGGAUGGAACGCUUUACCCCUUGGAACAGACAGCAGUCUGAGUGCAGAUGUGGUACGGCUGUCCAUCCUGUUCCAGCAGAUCGGGAGUCUGGGCGGCGUCAGGGACGAGGAGUAUCCAGUGCUGUGGAAACAGAUCGGGGAGGUCCUGUUACGACUUGGAGGCCCUCCAGCUAGAAUAAAGAUCCAGAGAAUUGAUAACGAGAGUGUUCCUCCAGACCUUCAGAACCAUUACAUACAGCUGAUUAAAGAAAUAUGGACACUGGAUGAGAAGGGGAUGUUCAGUGCAAACCUGGAGGCUCUUUCACGUCACAGUCAGACAUCAUCAAAAUCUCCCAAGAAAAAAGGUUCGCGGGUGAAGAAAAAGGAAGAUGAAGGUAUACCCCCCGAAGACAAGCAUGUCAUUAUGAAAGUGUACAAGACUCUUGUCGACAGCAUCAUUGCCGAGGACAUCAUGGACCGUCUGCAGCAAGGCCAGAUAAUAAAGAUCAGUGACAGACAAGAGAUUAUGGCUCUCAGCAAAAACCAGGAGAGAAUGCAGCUGAUUCUUGACAAGAUCCUGGCCUCCAGAGUGAACUAUGCCUUUAAACUGCUCUGUGAUGCUCUGAAAUUCAAAUACCCGAAGGAAUAUGAAAUGGUUAUGAAGACGAGGAAGGCCACUUAUAAACAAGGCAUUGUUGAGACUGUCGACCUUGUGAGCGUGUGCCAGGAGGCUCUCUCUGCCAUGUACAAACUGGCCUUCUCCCGCUGUACACCAUUGCCAUGGAUGGAGUCUCUGCAUAUGAGUGUCCGGGACUUCUAUACUCCGGUUGAUAUUGUAGACAGUGAUGGGAAGAAACAACACUUGAGUGAUAUAUUUCCCACCCAGAACAAAUCGGGAAAGGGAAAAAGAAUUGUUCUAGAAGGAGCUCCUGGGAUUGGGCAGACAACUCUUGCAACGAUGCUUACACACAUGUGGGCCAACCAGAAGAACUACUUCAAGGUAAAAUACGAAUUUCUGGUUCACAUUGAUGCGCAUGCAAUUGGGGAAGAUUUCCACGACUCAGUCUACAAACAGGUCCUGCCAGAGAACACAAAACUGUCAGUCCAGGAGUUUUGGUCUUUGCUUGAAGCUAACGCAAGGGAUGUUGUGUUCCUGAUUGACGGAUUUGAUGAGGAUGUGCCAAGUCCUGAUCUUAAACAAAUAAUUCAAGGGACAAAGAUGAAGCUCUCUUCCGUGGUUCUGUUUGUUCAUCCUGAAAUCCACGUCCAUCGAUAUGUUACUGCAGAUGCCAAACUGUUCAACAUUGGCUUGAACUCUGGUAAUGUCUCAAGGUGUCUGAAGACGUAUGGAUACUUAAUGGAAAUGACUGCGGAGCAAUGUGAUGAAUUACUGGAGAUGGCACAAAACAAGGAAUGGACAUUCAGACACUUGCUAUCCUCACCUUUCAUUUGCCUAGCCACUAUUAUGGUGUAUAAAAUUUGCAAGGAACGCGAAAUUGUCAGCAUAUCUACCACAACGGAAUUGUUUGAACUCUUUGGUGAGGCUAUGGCGAAAGAUUUUUGUGGAAGACAAAAUAUUGAUGUUGUUGGAACGGAGUUUCCUGAUGAAGUUCUGAAAACCAUUGGUCAGUUGCAACAACUUGCCUUUGCUGCUGUUUGCGGCAAAAGGAGGAUCUUCACAGAUGGCGAGUUGAUCCAUGAAAGUCAAAACAUCCUGAUGACCAAAUUUGGCGUCCUUGUCAAAAAUGGACUCAGCAAUUGUUGGAAAAUGACAUGUUCUCUGCUGGCAGAUUUCCUCACCGCUCGGUACCUGGCAGACAUGCCAAUGGGGGAUCUAAGCGAGAUCAUUGCAGAACAGAAACUACUCAGUCGAGUAUGUUAUGCCAAUAUGAUCUCUUUCCUGUGUGGCUUGUUCAGGAACGACCAUGACACUCCAACUCUAGGGAAUAUCUUCACAGAAUUAAAAACUCACAACAUAAAACAAACAAGAGCGUUGAACAGAACAGGGCAUGGAAAACCAGUUGAUGGAGAAACGUCCACUACAAGUCACCUGACAUCUGGUUAUGUGACUGACUACUAUCAUAGUCUUCAAGGUCUUUCGGAAAGCGAGUGUCGAGACGAUGUUUUGACACAAGUUGUGGAAUCCAUGCCAAGCCAUUUGAUCAUCCGGAGAGAUGGAGCAAUCCCUCACACAUGUGUACACGGUCUCAGUGCUGUUCUUAUUAAUGAAUCGGUGAACAUCACACACAUUGAAAUCAACCUUCUUCCAGUGUACAUGUUGCAACCAGAUAUCUACUUAACACUUGCAGAAACAAUCGGAAACAGUCCUCGUGUAAGACGAUUAAGGGUGUUGUGGUAUGGGCUUGAAUUGAUGGCAAAGUUCCUCUCAAUCGCAACUCGUAAUGCACAAAGUCUACAGUCGUUGCAGAUUGAAGACUGUUCAAAGAAGGUAUGUACGCAGGUGACAGCAGAAACGUGGGCUGACCUCCAACAGUUUUGCAGCAAGCUGGAAAACAUAAAGAAAUUCAUUUUCCUGAACUGCAAGAUGGCGUCUGUUGUCUGCCAUGUUCUUCAUCAUCUGCCUGAGACACUGGAGGAGAUUGACUUUGCCGGGUGCGCCAUGAACCCAAUCUGUGCCGGCGAGGUUGCCACAAAGAUUGAGCACUCCAAAAAGCUUAAGAGGCUAAAUCUGAGCAGUACAAGGCUGGAGAGCUCUGACAUCAAGGCUCUAACAAAAGGUGUAAAACUGGGUGAAUCCUUGGAGGAGCUGAAUCUUGGUGGCACGCGUCUCGACAGAUCAGGUGUGGUGGCCCUGGCGGAGUCCAUCCGUAUGUCAAACACUCUCCAGUGUCUGGAUCUCAGCAACUCGGAGCUGACAACUGAGCUGUGCUUGAUAUUAGCUGGAGGUAUUGCAGAUUCACGAACAUUGACCAAACUGGUGGUUUCUUAUGCAAAGAUGACUUCAGAGGGUCGCCUUUUCAUCUCACAGGCCAAGGAAUCUGCGUUACAGAUUGUCGGGUUGAAAACAUUAAAAUAUAUCAGCCCUGUGUAACUUCAACGCUUGACAUUUCAAUCAUUUGCUUGGUCAAUGAAUGGCUACAGGUUUGGAGAUUCCAGAAACCUCAUCAAGAACCGCAAGACAGUGUCACUUUAUGGUCCUGGAAUAUCACUUCUCAGUAAUAUUGACAAUCCACAUGUCUCGAACGACUGAUUACGUAAUGAGUUGCCAUUAUUCCAUGUUGUAAAUUAAAGUUCAGUAGGCCAUGAUGUAAACCCAAACCUCAGAAUACUUUAAAGCAAUGUGACAGUAUUUGGUAUUUUAUAAAAAUGUCUCCUUUCCAUGUAAUGUCUUCUGGGUACAUACAAAGUUAAUUUUUAUAUGUUUCAUUGUUAAUUUGUCUAUUAUGAUGCCACUUGGUGCCAGUUUACCAUCAUUGCCUCAUUACAGGGAAUCCUCCCUUCCACUAGAAGCAGUUCAUAAGUUUGGUGUGCCAUAAACAUCUUACUUCUAACGCUGGGGUCGCUAUAUGGCCGAAAUAAUGCCGAUACGACCGUUAAAUGUUAAACUCACUCUCUCUAGAGGUUGUGAUUGGAGCAGGAGAAGGGCGGGGAUAUAUGUACAAGUUGCCAACUGAAAAAAAAACAAUUUCAGGGAAUUUACAGUUUCAGUUUCAGCCAGUGUAAUACAAUAUAUAUUUAUACAGGAUCACCACCGUAGGCACAGCGAUGGGAAACAGAAGAAAGAUCGUUGAAAAAACUUUGGUAUGUUGGUAUGGCUCUACAACUUGUUGUUGGUAACAUGUGUGCAUUGGAACACUAAGUUGUAUUUUUUCUGUAUUAAAAUGUCACCAUUUUAACAAUUACGUUGUGGAGCGGAUGUGGGUAUGUCUAAAAAUUAAGGAAUACAUGGAAGUUCUUUUAUAGAAACAUAUAACUUUUGAACUGCUUACACACAUCAUGACAAAACCAUAGUCUAUAUGUAGCUAGCAACAUAUUCUUUGUUUCUCUGGCCGUACAGCGGUUUUCUUAAUGUGUACGUUAGAUUUCAGCAGAUCUUAUGAUUUCAACCGAGAAGAAGAACCAUAAUCAAUAUUGCGAAUUUAAUAAGUAUGUCAACCCGUCACGUAUAUUUUUGGUAAAAGUGAUGUGAAAAUGAGGUCGAGCUUUAAGGUACUGUGCGAAACUGUUCAAAACGGAAACAGGGAUACUGUCUACGCAUGCACAACAAAGAAAACCCUGUUCCCCCAUAUUAGCUAUUUUGCGAUCAAAAAAGGAUACACAGUUAUGUUAUUAUAAGCACAUUUGGAGUAAAACGAUAUGAUUCUAUUUUUGACUUAGACUGAAUUUGAACAAAGCCCCAAUUUGAGACGUUAAUAGUCUUUACAAUACAUGUAUAAUUCAUGGCAACACAGAGUUGAAGAACCUGUUUCAAAGGAUGUGCAUAAUGUACAACGUCCGUCCAAUAAUGUAUUUAUUAUUAUUUACAUUAGUUAGUUAUAUAUUUUUUAUCAAUGUAUAUGUUUACAUCUGUUCUUAUGUUAACGGAUAAAAUCUACUAUUAUUUUCCUAA